Molecule: messenger RNA, 962 nt
Organism: Oppiella nova
Lineage: Eukaryota; Metazoa; Arthropoda; Arachnida; Sarcoptiformes; Oppiidae
Source: the annotation of a GenBank genome assembly
CACUUGUUAUCAGUGUUUGUGAUCUAUGUGUGAAUGCAAUGCAUUUCCCAGUGUUUGGCAACUCGUGUCGACCCUUCACUUCAUUCAUCACCCAAUUUGUUCCCAAACAUCAGAAGGUGACCACCGAUGAGAUCCGGGCGUUUCAGCAGUUCAUGGACCGCAACAGUCAGGUGUUGGUGUUGUCGGGCGCCGGCAUCUCAACCGAGAGUGGGAUCCCUGACUACCGGUCGGAAGGGGUGGGUCUGUACGACAGGAAGGGUCACAAACCCAUCCAAUACCAGGACUUCUUGAGAAGCGAUGGCAUUAGACGCAGAUAUUGGGCCCGAAAUUAUUGCGGUUGGAACCGUUUCAGUAGUUUUGAACCAAACUCUGGACACAAAUGUUUGGCCGAAUGGGAGCGUCAGAAGAAGGUGUCAGCGAUUGUCACCCAAAACGUGGAUCGACUGCACCAGAGGGCCGGCUCUGAACUCGUGAUUGAAUUGCAUGGAAGCGCUUAUACCGUUGCAUGCCUUUCCUGUAAAUACAGAGUCUCUCGGUAUCUGUUUCAGCAAACAUUGACUCAAUUAAACGAAGAUAUUAUCACCAGUCAUGAGAUGGAUAGGAACCAACAGUUGAGACCCGAUGGAGACAUAGACAUCGACAGUGAGUUUGUAAGCCUUUUCCGGUACCCGUCGUGUCCUCGAUGUGAAGCACUUCUUAAGCCCGAUAUAACAUUCUUCGGCGACAAUGUGUCCAAAGCUAUUGUUAACAGUGUUUACGAAAUGUUGAGUCAAUCGGACGCUCUGUUAGUGAUUGGAUCCUCACUUCAGGUCUAUUCUGGUUAUAGGUUUGCAUUGACGGCCAAAGAACUCAAUAAAGCCAUUGCUAUCGUCAACAUCGGGCCAACCCGUGCCGACACUUUCCAUACAAUACUUCGCUUCAAUGCAAGAGCCGGUGAUAUAUUGACUCAAAUUGUUGUUUAA